Molecule: messenger RNA, 840 nt
Organism: Hemisphaericaspora subhashii
Lineage: Eukaryota; Fungi; Ascomycota; Pichiomycetes; Serinales; Debaryomycetaceae
Product: Sec63 complex subunit
Exons: 1
Coding region: 1-840 (279 amino acids)
Biological process (GO): post-translational protein targeting to membrane, translocation
Cellular component (GO): Sec62/Sec63 complex
Source: RefSeq, a predicted model, not a curated record
AUGGCUGAAGAGACUGCUAUUCCUGAACCAGAAAUCGUUAAGAUUUCCGUAUUCACUCCUUUAAUUUAUGUUGGUGUUGUUUUAACCAUUUUUAUUGCAUUUUCAAUUAAUUAUAGAAAAAGAAGAUUGGCGUCAUUGACCAAAGUUACUCCAUUAUUUAAAGAAAACUAUAAUGCAAUGUUAUAUCAAGAAUUAAAAGCUCAGUAUAUCAAUAAAGAUCUUCCUAAGGAACAAAGACCACAUGAAAAGGUAAUGAAAGCUGCAUUAUUAAGAAGAGCAGUCGAAGCAAUUAGAAGAUCAAUGAAAUUAAAAGAAAAUGAACCAAUUUUUAAUAAAUUAUAUCAACUGGGGUUAAUUGGUGAUGAUAUCUUUAAACAAUUUGAAAUUCAAGCUAAAUUUCAAGAAUUGGAAUUGAAGGAAAUUGUUCAAGAAUGUGAAACCUAUAAAAAAGGUUGGGUUCAAACUUUCUUCCCUACUGCUCAAGAUAUUUGUUUUAAUGAAGCUUUGAGAAGAAGACUUAAUGCUAUGGAAGGUAGAGAAAAGGAUUUGGCUGAAUUCUGGGAUUAUUUUGUUGGAAAAUCAGAGGAAUCACUUGAUGAUAAGAAGCAAGUAAAGAAGGCCAGUAAGGAGACUAAGAAGAUAGAAUCAACACCUAAAGAGCAACAAGAAAAAGUAGAAGAGCCAGUUGUAGCAGACCUAGAGGCGGAAGGUGAAGAUGAGGAAGAAGAAUCCCCCGAGCAUGAAGAACAUGAAGAACAAGAUGAUGAAAAGAAGGAGAAUCAUUCUAAAUCCACUAAUCCUAAGAAGAAAAAGAAAGGAGGAAAAGGCAAAAAGAAGUAG